AAAGAUUGCUUCAUAAGCUCCAUUGUAGGAUCUCUCCCAAAAUAAUCUGCACUGUCUUCUUUAUUAUUUGAAAUAAUUCCAUUUCCUAUUUUUGCCUAGCAUACAUGUAUUGCUAAUGUGCAACAAACAACUGCAUUUUCUCCUUUUGACAGUAUUCUUUUGUCUGUCCCUCAACCUUGAAUGCUGAGGAUCAUGAUGCCUGCAGGCAAGAAGCAUUUUCUCCGCAAUGAAAAUUUUCAGAUCCACACAUAACAUUCCUCCACACCUCUACUUUAUUCUCCAUCCUUGAAGGGUGCAGCUUGCGCUUGCGCUUAUCAUUUUUCUUAAUCAUUUUCAAGUUGGAGGAAUGGAAAUUGGCCAUGACAAUGACUAAAAGAUUCUAAUUGGAGGAUGAUGGCAAGAAAUUGGCGGAAUCGGAUGGUGUCCAAGUAUAGAUGAGUAAGCCCAUAACAAGAAUGAUUGCUCCUGCAACAAAUCCCGGUGGAAGGGAAGAUGCAACUCCAAGGUAUGGUAGUGGCAGUGUAAACACAUACACUGAUAUUGGCACUAUCACAAACAGUAGAUCCAGAGAUAAUGUUUUAGUUUGAUAAAUAUGUCAAAUACAAACCAAAAAGAAAAAAGAUAUGGAAUGAACAUAAAUUCUUAUGUGUGUUAGAAACAAGUGGGUCUCAUUACAAUAUAAGCAUCCAACCAAAAAGUUCUCUCUUUGAUUUCAAAUAUGAACGGGCAAGCCUGGUUCCAAUCAACAUGAGCAUCCGAAAGAAAAACCAAUUGAAAGCAGGUGGAGAAGCCUAUGGUAUAUAUAAGGACACAAGUUCUCUCUUUACUUUCCAACGUGGGAUUCCCUCUUAACAAUGUGAAAGGACUCCAUGAAGUUACCACAAGAAGAUCAGCACACUUAGAUAAGUUUGGGGAUAACUUCGUGCAAUACAAUACUCAAAAGAAACAAGUUUCAUAUGAUUAAAUGACCAUUUAGAAC
Rubroshorea leprosula is the source of this 979-nucleotide messenger RNA. The record is from the annotation of a GenBank genome assembly. NCBI's taxonomy places the organism in Eukaryota, Viridiplantae, Streptophyta, Magnoliopsida, Malvales, Dipterocarpaceae.